Messenger RNA from Panicum hallii, 1864 nucleotides. RefSeq names its product WD repeat-containing protein ATCSA-1-like. Gene Ontology annotation, molecular function: protein binding. NCBI's taxonomy places the organism in Eukaryota, Viridiplantae, Streptophyta, Magnoliopsida, Poales, Poaceae. Gene Ontology annotation, cellular component: Cul4A-RING E3 ubiquitin ligase complex; nucleotide-excision repair complex. The record is from RefSeq and is a predicted model, not a curated record. Bases 248 to 1606 code for a protein of 452 amino acids. The transcript is spliced from 9 exons. Gene Ontology annotation, biological process: protein polyubiquitination; transcription-coupled nucleotide-excision repair; proteasome-mediated ubiquitin-dependent protein catabolic process.
UGACUUGCCGCUCGCGUCAAUACUUGCCAGUAAAAUCCAUCGGAAUCUUGGAUCGGGGUAUAACUGCCGAAUUCAAUGGAAGCUUCCGAGAGUAACAGCUGAUCCCUUCCACGUCGGUCAGCGCAGCGGCGACCAACCCACCCCGGCCGCGGCCCUCGUCCCGCCGCGCACGCCGUCGCUGCACGCGCGCCGCCACGAGGGCGACGCCGCAGAGACAGCAGGCACGCCCGGGAGCGGGCCGGUUUGGAUGUGGCUGGAGGAGGUGAGGGGGAGGGAGCGCGGGGAGCUGCGCGCCCGGAGGUUCGAGGCCGCCGCCCGGGCGCGCCGCGCGGCCUCGCUCGCGCUCUCCAACCGCAAGGAGUUCGCCACCCCGCACCACGGCGCCGUCAACUCGCUCCAGGUUGAUUUGACAGAGGGGAGGUACCUGCUCUCCGGGGCAUCGGAUGGGUCGGCCGCUGUAUUCGAUGUGUGGAACGCGACCGAGUACGAAACCGGCUUCAUAGCUAAGCACAGGCACAUACUGCUUGUGGACAAGCAGCACCAGAAUGGCCACAAGUUCGCCAUCUCGGCGGCAGUUUGGUAUCCUGUGGAUACCGGGCUGUUCGUCACAGCAUCCUUUGAUCAGUACGUCAAAGUUUGGGAUACCAAUUCGACUCAAGUCGUCAUGGAUUUUAAGAUGCCUGGGAAAGUGUUCACUGCAGCCAUGUCUCCAAUUGCAACAACGCACAUGCUUAUCGCUACUGGGAGCGCAGAUGUUCAGGUCCGUCUGUGUGACAUAGCUUCUGGAGCCUUUACCCACACAUUGUCCGGUCAUCGUGAUGGCAUCAUGUCUUUGGAGUGGUCUGCCUCAAGUGAGUGGGUUUUGAUGAGUGGUGGCUGCGACGGGGCAAUACGUUUCUGGGACAUCAGGAGAGCUGGAUGCUUUCGUGUUCUUGAUCAAUCACAGUCUCAGCUUGGAAGGAGGUCUCCUCUUCUUAAAAGCACAACAGAGAAUGAUCACAUUGAUUCCAUAGGACCUUCAGCUUCCACAAGGAGCUUAGCUCAGAAAAGGACUGGAAACUCUAAGAAGAACUCACCAACAAUGCGCAAAGGUCAAAAUCUGAUACAUGGACAUAUGCAACAGAGAUUGCAUCCUGGUUUAUCAUCCAGUCAAAACCGUGCAACAUCUCAUUAUGGUGCUGUUACUGGAUUACGAACAACUAAAGAUGGGAUGUACCUUCUCAGCUCAGGAUCUGAUUCUCGUUUAAGACUAUGGGACAUCGAUUCAGGAUGCAACACUUUGGUCAAUUUUGAAGCUAUGCGAUUGCAGACUGGCAAGCCAUUGCAAUUAGCAGUCACCGAGGAUCCAUCACUUGUAUUUGUGCCAUGCAUGGCAAGCAUCAAGGCAUACAAUUUAUGGUCUGGUACGACAUUUCGGACAUUCCGGGGUCACUACGAACUUGUGAAUUGCUGCUACUAUAGUGAACAGGACCAAGAACUUUAUACUGGCAGCAAUGAUAGACAAAUUCUUGUAUGGUCUCCAUCAACUCCAGCUUUUACUGAAAUGGAAGAUGAUGAGAAGCGGCAUGGGCUUUCUGCAGCUGAUGAGGAUAACUGGAGCGACUGAGAAGGCCUGUACCUUUUUCCCCCUGAAGCGGAAGGAUCGUAUACUAACAUUGAUGUGAGGGAUGUUAACAAGUCUUGAGGUUGUUAGCUCUUGUUAGCAGCCUGAAAAGGUUGUACAUUUGACAGUUCGUUGAAUUACUGGUAGAUUUAUGGAUGUCUCGGGUUUACAAGUUAUUCUGCAGCCUUGUUCGAUUCACUUUGAAACGAUUGUGCAUGCUGAUACUUUACCUAAAGUGCAGAAAAAAUUUCUUUGAGCAAA